AGCAUCAGUCAAACGAACUUCCAUGUACUAGCCGAGGAGCAGGCGCCGAUGCGGCCGGCGUCGGCCGCAGCGGAGCUUCUGGGGAGCUUUGUCUUUGCCUUCACGGUGGGGUGCAAUGUCUUGUCCGGCAACGUGCUGGAGACGCCCAUGGGCUGGGAGAUCGCUUCCAUCGCCUGCGCGUUGCUGGCGAUGAUGGCAGCCUUCGGGCCCCUGUCGGGUGGACAUUUCAAUCCGGCCGUCUCGGUGGCCAUGCUUUGUGCUGGCAAGAUGCAGCUCAUGGAUGCAUUUGUUUACAUCCUUCUGCAGCUUGCUGGGACCACCAUGGCCAUGCUCUUUGCUCGACAGCUCCUUGAGGAACACGAGCGAUCGGUCAUCCAUGUAGCUGGGAGAGAUGUAGUGGUGGAGACGAUCUAUGCCCUGAUGUUGAAUUUCGUGAUUCUUUGCGUCUCCGGUAAGAGGAACAAUCCCGAGAAUGAACCAAAUCAGUUCUACGGCAUCGCUGCCAGUAGCACCUUGGCGGCCGGGCUCAGCUGCACGCGCGGCCGGAAGACUGGGGUAGCUCAGAAGGAUUGGGCAGACCAUGUCUUCAACCCGGCCAUCACCAUUGGAUUGGGACUCACCCAGAUAGGCUUCCAGGUUCAUAGUCUUGUAAGCUUCGUCAUUGUGCAGCUGGUAGCCGCUGUGGCCGCAGCUGCGCUCUUUCGACUUCUGAGACCAGAAGAGAAGCUUAGUACGGAUCAAAUGGCCAGCUAUGUGCCCAGUUUGGCUGUGAGGCUGUUCUCGGAAUUCCUUGGAACUACUUUGCUGAUGUUGACCCUAGGUCUCAGCUCGUGGGAGAACAUUUGGGCGGCGCCCUGUGCCCUGAUGGGCCUGGUCUAUGCGCUGGGAGACCUUUCUGGAGGCCAUUUCAAUCCAGCGGUGACAGCAGCUGUUGUCUUAUCCAGGACUCGACUUCUGAUCUCCGCCGAUUUGUUGGGCUAUUGGGCUUGCCAGGUGGUUGGCUGCUUCGUGGCCGCAGUGACCUGCAUGAUUCUGAUCCCAGGCUUUCAUUGGGAUCUUGGCCCCAAGGCACCCUUUCAGGCUGGUGCUGCAUACAUUAUGGAGUUGACGUUUUCCAUCAUUCUUUGUCUGGCGGUUCUGGCUGUCUCAUGUAUCAAGGGCAUCAACAGCAUCUACAGCAGGAAUUUUUAUUUUGGCCUGGCCAUUGGCGUUGCCCUGCUAGCUGGCUGCCUCUGCUGCGCCAAAAUCUCCGGUGCGUGCUUCAACCCAGCGAUCUCGCUGGCUGUGGCCGUUAGUUCCCUGGUGCAGGGAAGGAUGUCCUCUGCAUUUUAUGCAUCUAACUAUUGCUUCAUAGAACUCUUGGCGGGGGUGAUCGCCGCUAUACUCUUCCGGGCAACACAUGCGAGAGAGUACACACCCAAAGAGGUCACAGCAGACCUCCAAGCAAGGAUGCCUUAAACAGUGCUCCCUGAGCUUCAGCAGAUCCGAGGAAGCAAAGCUCCGUGGGAAGCGCAAGCGCUGUCUCAAAUAGUCUGAGCCAUUGCUGUGUACAAUGGCUGAGCGGCUUCAAAACUGCAUCGGUUAUUGAUUGAGUCAGGUUGAACUCUCUCUCUCUCUGCAUCUCUCAUCCCAACGGUGAAAGGCAUUUCGAGAGACGUCGUAAAUUUGACAGAGAAAUGCAGACGGUGCCAGUUGCAUACCAGUGCAACCCAGUCAAAACAUUGCCGCCUGGGGCGGAGCGCGAG
Molecule: messenger RNA, 1745 nt
Organism: Cladocopium goreaui
Lineage: Eukaryota; Dinophyceae; Suessiales; Symbiodiniaceae
Source: the annotation of a GenBank genome assembly